AUGGUGGAGGUGGUGGAGAGCUGUAAACGUAUGGUGGUGGUGAAGACUUGUAGUCUACCUUCGGAGAAGGAGAGUAGUAUGGUGGAGGUGGUGGGGAGUUGUAAACGUAUGGAGGUGGUGGAGAUUUGUGUUCUACCUUCGGAGAAGGAGAGUAGUAUGGCGGAGGGGAUGGAUGAUGAAACUUUGAACCUAUAUGAUGAUGAUGAUGAUGAAUAUUUGAGUGGUAAUGAGAUGAUGAAUCAGAAUGAAGAUGGUCAUGAUUCUGUACAAGAUGAUUCUACAAGUGCGGCUGGGAAUAGAGGAAGGCAGAGACGUAACAAGCGGAGGCAUUCAAAGUGUUGGAAGCAUUUUGAAAUUGUAGGAGAUAAAUUGCCUGAUGGGACUACUAAAGUUAUUUGCAAGCAUUGUGAGUAUUCCUAUUUCAUAGGGAAUAGAGGAAGGCGGAGACGUAACAAGCGGAGGCAUUCAAAGUGUUGGAAGCAUUUUGAAAUUGUAGGAGAUAAAUUGCCUGAUGGGACUACUAAAGUUAUUUGCAAGCAUUGUGAGUAUUCCUAUUUCAUAGAUCUAAGCAAUGGGACUAAUACUUUACUGCGUCAUAGUAGAGUUUGUUCAAAGAAUCCUGGAAGCACACCUAGAAGUAGGAAGUUUGAUAUAAUGGUCUUCCGUGAGAUGAUUGCUGGUGCUAUUGUUGAGCACGAUCUUGCAUACUCAUUUGUUGAGUUUAGAAGAAUUAGAGAAGCUUUUGAGUAUGCGAAUCCUAGUAUUGAGUUUUGGUGUAGAAACACUGCUGUGUCUGAUGUUCGUAAGAUAUAUGAGAAUGAGAAAGCUGGUAUUAGGAAGGUUUUGAGUGAAGUUCCUGGGAGGAUAUGUUUUACUACUGAUUUGUGGAGGGCAAUCACUGUAGAGGGGUAUUUAUGUCUGACAGCUCAUUACGUUGAUAAUUGGAAGCUAAAGGCGAAGAUACUGUCAUUCUGUGCUUUUCCCCCACCUCAUACUGGUUAUAGUAUUGCUAUGAAGGUGAUGGAGUUAGUGAAAGAAUGGGGAUUAAAGAAGAAAGUGUUUACAGUGACUGUCGACAAUGCUUCUUCAAACGACAAUAUGCAAGGGGCACACGUUCUGAACCUGAUUGUUCAAGAUGGGUUGGCGGUGAUUAGUGAUUCCUUAGAGAAAAUCAGGGAAAGCGUGAAGUUUGUAAAGUCUUUAGAGUCGAGAGAGAAAAUGUUUCAGACCUGUGUUGAAACUGUUGGGAGCAAGAAAGAAGCUGGUCUUGUUUUGGAUGUGGCAACGAGGUGGAAUUCAACCUUUAAGAUGUUGUCUAGAGCUCUUCCACUGAGAGAAUCAUUGCGUAAUCUCUCUGAAGUAGAUCCGAGUUACAAGUGCUUUCCAUCAGAAUUGGAGUGGUCUAGAGGAGCACUCAUCUGUAAGUUUUUGGCUCCAUUUGCUGAGAUGACAAACCUGGUAUCUGGCUCAUCAUAUCCGACUGCGAACUUAUAUUUUAUGCAAGUUUGGAAAAUAGAAUGUUGGCUGAGAACGCAUGAGACUUCAGAUGAUGAGACAAUUUGUCAAAUGGUGGAAACAAUGAAGCUGAAGUUUGACAAAUACUGGGAAGACUACAGUGAUAUACUUUCUAUUGCUGCGGUGUUGGAUCCAAGGUUGAAGUUCGCUUUCUUGGAAUAUUGUUAUGACACCUUAGAUCCAUUAACAAGCAAGGCGAAAUUCGAUCAUAUUCGAAAGAAGAUUAAAAAGUUGUAUGGAGUAUACAAGAAGGAUCCUAAGAGCACUACUGCGAGCCCUUCAGAAGCCACAUUGGUGAACAGUAUACCAGCUGGAUAUGGGGACUUUUAUGCAUUCUUUUCUCAGAAUGCGGGAACAGGAAAAUCGGCUUUAGAUGUGUACUUGGCUGAACCGGUUUUAGAUAUGGCUGCCUUUAAGACUCCAGAUGUCUUGAGAUAUUGGAAAAACAAUGCAACACGGUUUAAAGAGCUGUCCCGCAUGGUGUGUGAUGUUCUUUCAAUUCCCAUUACAACCAUGUCUUCUGAGUCGUCAUUCAGUGCCGGAAGCCGUGUUCUUAGCAAGUAUAGGAGCCGACUUCUUCCAUCAAAUCUUAAGACUCUAGAUGUCUUUUACUUGGCUGUUGUUUGA
Molecule: messenger RNA, 2142 nt
Organism: Brassica oleracea var. oleracea
Lineage: Eukaryota; Viridiplantae; Streptophyta; Magnoliopsida; Brassicales; Brassicaceae
Product: zinc finger BED domain-containing protein RICESLEEPER 2-like
Exons: 5
Coding region: 1-2142 (713 amino acids)
Molecular function (GO): protein dimerization activity; DNA binding
Source: RefSeq, a predicted model, not a curated record